GGGGGUAGUGGAGUCAGACGGAGCGAUGGGAAGCUGGAGGCCGGGUUGAUGCCGGCCGGUUCCCGCUUCUGCUCCUACUGCGACACCCAGGCUUCCCCUCCGGCCCGCAGCCCGGCCGCGGCGGCGGCGGCAGCAGCAGCAGCAGGGAGCGCCAUGCCGCGCAAGAAACCCUUCAGCAUCAAGCAGAAGAAGAAGCAGCUGCAGGAGAGGCGGGAGAGGAAGAGGCAGGGCUUCCCUGACGGUGUGCGCUCCAGCUCCCACAGCCGGAGCGGCAGCCACGAUCGGCAUGAGGAGCAGACGGACACCUCGGACAGCGAGUCCUUCACCCUGCAAGUCCGGAAGAUCAACCAGCAGCCGGCCCUGCGCAGACCGGGAGAGAAGGGAUACGACCCUAACAGAUUCCGACUGCAUUUUGAAAAGCAAAGCCGGGAGCAGAUUGAACAAAGGAAGAAGCUGAUGCAGGAGAAGAUCAUCGAGUUGAUUCCGGAGACGGAGCUGGAAGUGGACAUUGACGACAUCUACAAGCCUGGGUCUGUGUUGGACUUCCCGAAGCGAUCUCCGUGGAACUACACGAUGAGCAAGGAGCAGCUCCUGGUGCAGGAGGAGAAGGCUUUCCGAGAGUACCUGGAGAAGAUCUACAGCACAUUCGAUCCCGCCGCGCUCAGCUUCUUUGAGCACAACCUGGAGACAUGGAGGCAACUGUGGAGAGUGCUGGAGAUGUCUGACAUUAUCCUGUUGAUCACGGACAUCAGGCACCCGGUGAUUCACUUUUCGCCGGCGCUCUACGACUAUGUGACGGGGGAGAUGAAGAGGAGCCUGAUCCUGGUGCUGAACAAGAUUGACCUCGCACCGCCCUCUCUGGUGGCCGCCUGGAAACACUACUUCCAGCAGAAGUUCCCUCAGCUCCACGUUCUCUGCUUCACGUCCUACCCGCGGGAUACACAGGACGAGACGGACCCCAGCACAGUGUUUCAGAAGCGGCGUAGACGGAGACGAGUGCGGACCAUGGCGGUGGGACCCAGGCAGCUCCUCAAAGCGUGCGAGAUCAUCAUUCAGGGCAAAGUGGACCUGAGCAGCUGGCGGGAGAAGAUGGAGCGGGACUGUGCCGGCAGUCGGGCCGGUGAGCUGACGGACGAGGAUGAGGACGAUGAGGAGACGGCGGCCGUGAUGGUGGAGCACCUGACCGACACCGCCAUGGAGGUGUGCCGUGGCCCCGGAGAACUCUACAAGGACGGCAUCCUCACCCUGGGCUGUGUGGGCUUCCCCAACGUGGGCAAGUCAUCGCUCAUCAACGGGCUGGUGGGCCGGAAGGUGGUGAGUGUGUCGCGGACCCCCGGACACACCAAGUACUUCCAGACCUAUUUCCUCACCCCCACCGUCAAACUGUGCGACUGCCCAGGGCUCAUCUUCCCAUCACUGGUCGACCGACAGCAGCAGAUGCUGUCGGGUAUUUACCCUGUGGCCCAGAUCCAGGAGCCGUACAGCUCGGUGGGCUACCUGGCUGCCCGCAUCCCAGUACAAACGCUGCUCAAGCUGCAGCACCCGGAGCAGGGGCAGGGGCAGGGGCAGGGGCAGAGCCCGGCCAAGUUCACAGCCUGGGACCUGUGUGAAGCAUGGGCGGUGAAGCGAGGUUACCGUACGGCCAAGGCUGGCCGCAGCGACGUGUACCGAGCGGCCAACAGCAUCCUGCGGCUGACUGUGGACGGCCGCCUGUGUCUGUGCAUGCGGCCCCCCGCCUACACCGCCCACAAAGCCUACUGGCUCCAGCACAGCGAGACGUUGGAGAUAGCUGCCCUCCAGGAAGCCCACCGGCAACAGACCAAGCAAAGCUCGGAGGACGAGGAGGAGAUAUCCAGCUCUGACCAGGAGGAUGACGAGAAGGACCAAGAUGCAGACGAGGAGGAGGAUGGGGAGGAGGAGGCGGGGGAGGGGGAGGGGGACAGGGCAGAGUUGCGACCAGCCCCCGUCAGCCGGGGUAAGAAGGCAACCCUGCUCAGCAACAACAAGUUUGCCGUGCUGGGUGAGGAUGAAUGCUGACACCCCGGCUCGCCUCUCUCGGACAUUAUCAGCUGAGCAUCUGCCUCCUGCCUCCUGCACCAGCGGCUGGCUUACACCAGAGUGCAUUGAGAUUACCCUUCCCCCCUGAAUGUAGCACUCUGCCCCAAUAAAGCUUUAUUUACCCUAA
Amblyraja radiata (thorny skate) is the source of this 2185-nucleotide messenger RNA. RefSeq names its product G protein nucleolar 1 (gene gnl1). Gene Ontology annotation, molecular function: GTP binding; GTPase activity. The transcript is spliced from 12 exons. The coding region runs from base 49 to 2037 and encodes 662 amino acids. NCBI's taxonomy places the organism in Eukaryota, Metazoa, Chordata, Chondrichthyes, Rajiformes, Rajidae. The record is from RefSeq and is a predicted model, not a curated record.